This is a messenger RNA of Manihot esculenta (cassava), 3214 nucleotides long. Its product is annotated as serine/threonine-protein kinase/endoribonuclease IRE1a. Gene Ontology annotation, biological process: protein phosphorylation; intrinsic apoptotic signaling pathway in response to endoplasmic reticulum stress; IRE1-mediated unfolded protein response. Gene Ontology annotation, molecular function: RNA endonuclease activity; protein serine/threonine kinase activity; ATP binding. The record is from RefSeq and is a predicted model, not a curated record. The transcript is spliced from 7 exons. Bases 303 to 3062 code for a protein of 919 amino acids. NCBI's taxonomy places the organism in Eukaryota, Viridiplantae, Streptophyta, Magnoliopsida, Malpighiales, Euphorbiaceae. Gene Ontology annotation, cellular component: IRE1-TRAF2-ASK1 complex.
CAAGUACCCCGGUUCAACCGGAUGUGGAGCCAAGUCCAACUUUCGGGGUAGCAGCGCCGACGAGGAGAUCCCAAGAUUUGCAUGGUCCAGACAAGCUUCGAAUCUUAAAUUCGAUGCUUGUUUUAGUUCUUUUAGGUUUCCAAUUUCUCAAUCUUAUCACUAAACUUUGAGAUUUGAAAAGUUACGGCCCCUUUUGUCUCUCCGGCAUCUGCCUUAACAACCAAAACGGCUCUGCAAAAGAAGUCCCUCUUUUUAUAUUAUCAUAUCUAUGAAGUUCUGAAUUCAUUUCUUCAGUACACCAAAUGAAAAUCCAUUUUCUCCGUGUUGUCUGCUUCUUCUUAGUGUUAUUUUAUGGUUUUCUAGACUCAUGCGUCUACGGAUUCAACUCCGAGAGUAGGGAGAUUGUGCAUUCGAGUCCUCCAUGGAGUGAUUUCAAGUCCUCUACUCGAGCUGGAGCCCGGUCUUUGAAAUCAACAUCUUACUUUGAAGAUUCUACAGAAUUAGUUGCGUUCCUGAAUGGAACAAUUGCUUCCAUGGAUACAGCUUCUGGGAAGGUUUUUUGGUCAUUUUCAACUGGAGCCCCAAUAUACUCAUCAUAUGAAGCUCCUUUCGAUCAUGAUAAGGAUAAAGAGAACGGCUCUGGGCCAACUACUGGAUUCUCUGUCGAUUAUGAAGAUGACUGGCAGCUGUAUUUACGUGGAACUACUGGAGUGAAAUUUAAAAUGAAUAUUGAAGAUUUCAUCAAAAUUACACCACAUAUAUCAGACGAUGGAUCAGUUACACUUGGAUCUAAGACAACUACAGUGUUUGUGGUUGAUGCUAAGACUGGAAGACUUGUCCAUACUUAUAAGUUACUUGAUUCUCCAUCGACAUUGCAAAGAGAUGAAGGGAGUGCUUUGCACGAUGACAAUAAAAAUAAUAAGGAUCUGGUAAUGUCGGGCUCUUCAAGUGCUGCUCAAGUCAUGUACAUCACAAGGACAGAUUACACACUGCAAAAUUUUGGUUCAAAUUCAGACAAUGUUUCUUGGAAUAUGAAAGUGGCCAUGAUUGAGGCUGCUUUCCUCUGUAAAGAUGUUGAGAGCUCAGCAGCCACAUUGAACUCUGCCUAUGACCUCAUUUCUGAAAGUCGAAGUGAUUUUAAUAUGCCUUUGUCAUGUCAUUCUAGAAGAAUGGUAGUUCGAAGACAGGGUAAGCCAGAGUCUGGUUUUGGGGCUGCUCGAAGUGAUGAGAAGCUUCCAUUGCCUGCUUCAAAUCUAAUGCUUCCUUCAGAUUCUGGCAUUGAAAAAUCAUUAGAUGCUCAUCAUGAAGAACAGAUGCUCACAGGGUUUGCUCCAAAUCCUAUGCUUUCGUUGGAACCCAAAGUUGAUAAACUGUCAAAUUUUCUUCCCAAUAAUGAGAAUGAAAGAAUGCUUGCUUUGCCUUAUGAUUCUGUGGUGGUUGAUGUUCAUGAUGCAAGAUUGCCUUAUGAAAAUGUGUUGAGGUCAUCAGCUUUUGUUUUGAUUGUGAUCAUUAUUCUGUUGGGCUAUAUCUUUUAUCCUCAUGAUCUAGCAGGUAAAGAAAAGAUUGCUUCAGAGAAGCUGUCCAGUAGUGGUAGUUUAAAAAUUUCACCUUCUAAAAGGAAGAAAAGCAAGAAAUCAGGAAAGAAAAAUGCCAGUGUUGAUACAAAGGAUGCAGAUGUGUCAUCUGAAAAUGGGGAUGGAUCUGCACUCGGUGAGGGUGAUGACACAACAUUCUUGGACCUUAAUAAACUUGUUGAUUGUGGUGCUGAUGGACGUAGAAUUGGUAAGUUAUUUGUAUCAAAUACUGAAAUAGCUAAGGGCAGCAAUGGUACCAUUAUCCUUGAAGGUGUGUAUGAAGGUCGAGUUGUUGCUGUGAAACGCCUUGUUCAAACUCAUCAUGAUGUUGCAUUUAAAGAAAUUCAGAAUCUCAUUGCAUCAGACAGACAUCCAAAUAUUGUUCGAUGGUAUGGGGUGGAGUAUGAUAAAGAUUUUGUCUACCUUUCUUUGGAGCGUUGUACAUGCAGCUUAGAUGAUUUGAUUCAGAUAUUUUCUGGUUCCUCUGUAAGCCAAAUCUCUGGUGAGGACCAUGCUACAAGAGCUGAAAUUGAGUAUAAACUUCGGCUGGAUAAGGUGAAGGUUAUUAUGCAGGACCUUAAUUUGUGGCAAGAAAAUGGCCAUCCAUCACCUCUUCUAUUAGCACUAAUGAGGGAUGUGGUUUCUGGGCUUGUGCAUUUACAUGAGUUGGGUAUAAUUCAUCGAGACUUGAAGCCUCAAAAUGUAUUACUACUUAAGGAAAGAUCUUUAUGUGCGAAGCUUUCUGAUAUGGGAAUCAGCAAGCGCCUUUUUGGCGAUUUGUCUUCAUUGGGUUAUAAUGCUACUGGCUGUGGCAGUUCUGGUUGGCAAGCACCAGAGCAGCUUCUUCAUGGACGCCAAACACGCGCAGUUGAUUUGUUUAGUUUGGGUUGUGUCCUCUUUUUCUGUAUUACUGGCGGCAGACAUCCAUUUGGUGAUCGUCUUGAACGUGAUAUCAAUAUUGUCAAAAACAAAAUGGAUCUUUUCUUAGUUGAAUACAUACCAGAAGCUGAGGAUCUCAUUUCCCGUUUAUUAAACCCUGACCCUGAAUUGAGGCCAAAGGCAUUAGAAGUGCUGCACCAUCCAAUGUUUUGGAGUUCUGAAAUGAGACUGUCAUUUCUUCGCGAUACUAGUGACAGGGUAGAAUUAGAGGAUAGAGAGUCUGAUUCUGAUCUCUUGACAGCAUUAGAAAGUACUGCACCAACUGCACUUGGUGGAAAAUGGAAUGAAAAGAUGGAACCUGCAUUUAUCAGUAACAUUGGACAUUACAGGCGGUACAAGUUUGACAGCGUUCGGGACUUGUUGCGAGUCUUGCGAAACAAGUUGAAUCAUUAUAGAGAACUACCCAAAGGAAUUCAGGAGCUUGUUGGACCAGUUCCAGAAGGAUAUGAUGGCUAUUUUAGGAGUCGAUUUCCGAAGCUGUUGAUUGAAGUAUACAAAGUUGUGAACAUAUUCUGUAGAGAAGAGGAUUGCUUUCACAAGUAUUUUUAACUUUGGCAUCUUCUGAUGUCCUGAAAAAAAUGAAUGUAAUUAUAACCAAUGUAUAAUCGUAAUUACAGCUGUAAUCUUAGUGUAUAAUACUCACACUUGUUAACGCAACUUACUACUCUCUUUAAGAUGACCUUCGCACAUUUUUCUUUCUU